CAAAUGAUGUAAGACACUCACCCUUCUUAUUAUUGUCUUCUAUUUAAGUGAAUUAAGGUUUGAGAGUUUCAACUAAAGUACUUGGAAGCCAUGGCAUCAACAUUAAUGGCAGCCACAGCAAGCACUGGCACUGUUCUUAAAACAACCCCUUUCCUUGGUCAAAGUAGGGGAACCAAUGCCAACCCUCUUAGAGAUGUUGUCUGUUUGGGAGCUGGGAAAUACACCAUGGGAAAUGAGUUGUGGUAUGGACCAGACAGAGUGAAAUACUUGGGACCCUUUUCAGCUCAAACCCCUUCAUACUUAACUGGAGAAUUCCCAGGUGAUUAUGGAUGGGACACUGCUGGUUUGUCUGCUGACCCUGAAGCAUUUGCCAAGAAUAGAGCUCUUGAGGUGAUUCAUGGACGUUGGGCUAUGCUUGGAGCACUAGGGUGCAUAACCCCUGAAGUGCUUGAAAAGUGGGUUAGAGUGGACUUCAAAGAACCAGUUUGGUUCAAAGCUGGAGCUCAGAUAUUCUCAGAAGGUGGCCUUGACUAUUUGGGGAACCCAAACCUUGUUCAUGCACAAAGCAUUCUAGCAGUGCUAGGAUUCCAAGUUGUUCUGAUGGGUCUUGUUGAAGGAUUCAGAAUCAAUGGCCUUCCUGGUGUAGGAGAGGGUAAUGACCUCUACCCUGGUGGUCAAUACUUUGACCCUCUUGGUCUUGCUGAUGACCCUGUCACUUUUGCUGAGCUCAAGGUUAAGGAGAUCAAGAAUGGAAGGUUGGCUAUGUUCUCCAUGUUUGGUUUCUUUGUUCAAGCCAUUGUCACUGGAAAAGGACCACUUGAGAACCUUUUGGAUCACCUUGAUAACCCUGUGGCUAAUAAUGCUUGGGUCUAUGCCACCAAGUUUGUGCCCGGUUCUUAAAAAAUGAUUUCCCUAUGUAUGCUUGUUUUUUUGUAUGAAUGGCAUGACAUGGAAAUUUCUUUGUAGAUUAUUAUUAUCAUAAUAUUUAUCAGUUUAGUGUACUUUUUUAUGUUCAUUUUAAACCAGGGAGAUCCCACGUUAAUCUGUUUGUACAAA
Molecule: messenger RNA, 1056 nt
Organism: Gastrolobium bilobum
Lineage: Eukaryota; Viridiplantae; Streptophyta; Magnoliopsida; Fabales; Fabaceae
Product: chlorophyll a-b binding protein 13, chloroplastic
Exons: 3
Coding region: 91-900 (269 amino acids)
Biological process (GO): photosynthesis, light harvesting in photosystem I; response to light stimulus
Cellular component (GO): plastoglobule; chloroplast thylakoid membrane; chloroplast envelope
Source: RefSeq, a predicted model, not a curated record